GCUCGGGUAGUCGUACACACGUAAGAGAAGAUAAUUCUUUACGGAAUUACCUUGCGGCAGGGAUUGACUCCCGGAGCGCACUGCCUAAAGACCAAACAGGCACUCAGAUUCUAAAGACUUUUGGCGUUGGAGAAAUGGAGGCUGAAAAGGAACGCUUUCCUAGACUAAGGCAAGUUCUUCUCUUUGUUUUGCUGGCUCACACUUGGGCGGAGCAGGAAGAUUAUCGUAUUGCUGAAGAAACAGAGAGUGGUUCUUUUGUGGCCAAUCUAGCAAAGGACAUAGGGCUAGCGGUAAAAGAGCUCUCUUGGCGGAGGGCUCGGAUCAUUUUUACAAAUGACAAAAAAUAUUUUCAGCUGAACCUUCAGACUGGAGAUUUGAGAGUAAAUGAGAAACUGGAUCGGGAGGAACUGUGUGGCCCCACUGAGCCUUGUGUACUUCAAUUCCAGGUGUUACUGGAAGAACCUUUAGAGGUAUAUAGGUAUAAGCUUUUGGUCACUGACAUAAAUGACAAUUCCCCUGUGUUCCCAGAAGCAGAAAUGAUUUUGAAAAUCAUGGAAAAUACUCUUCCAGGGACUGUGUUUCCCCUGAAAAAUGCACAAGAUUUGGAUGUAGGUAUCAAUAAUAUUCAAAACUACACCAUUUAUCCCAACUCCCAUUUCCACGUUCUUACGCGCAAUAGCGGUGAAGGCAGGAAAUACCCGGAACUGGUUCUGGACAAAGCCCUAGAUCGAGAGGAGCAGCCUGAGCUUAGGUUAACUCUCCUGGCAGUAGAUGGUGGAGUUCCUCCCAAAACUGGGACAGCCUUGGUCCUCAUUGAUAUCUUGGACAUCAAUGACAAUGCCCCUGAGUUUGUGCAGCCACUCUAUCGUGUGCAGAUCCUGGAAAACAGUCCUCUGGGAUCUCUUAUUGCCACUGUUUCAGCUAGAGAUUUAGACACAGGAACAAACGGCCAAGUAUUCUAUUCAUUUUUUUACGGUGAUGAAGAGAUUAUUAGGACAUUUGCACUUAAUGACCUCACAGGAGAAAUUAAAAUAAUUAGGGAACUAGAUUUUGAAAAAAUUAUGUCAUAUGAGCUGGAUAUUAAGGCCUCUGAUGGGGCUGGUCUUUCUGGAAAAUGUACUGUCAUAAUAGAGGUGGUGGAUAUAAAUGACAACACCCCAGAACUGACGGUGGCUUCACUUAUAAGCGCCAUCCCCGAAAAUUCCCCUGAGACCACAAUAGCUCUUUUCAGUAUUCAAGACCGAGACUCUGGGGACAAUGGGGAGAUGGUUUGUUCCAUCCAGGACGAUGUUCCAUUCACUCUGAAACCUUCCGUUGAGAAUUUCUACAAGCUAGUAACAGAAGGAGAGCUAGACAGAGAGAGCCAGGCCGAGUACAACAUCACCAUCACCGUCACUGACCUGGGGACGCCCAGGCUGAAAACCCAGCACCACCUAACGGUGACGGUGUCCGACGUCAACGACAACGCCCCGGCCUUCAGCCAAAGCGCCUACACCCUGCGGGUGCGCGAGAACAACAGCCCCGCCCUGCACAUCGGCAGCGUGAGCGCCACGGACAGAGACUCGGGCGCCAACGCGCAGGUCACCUACUCGCUGCUGCCGCCGCACGACCCGCAGCUGCCCCUGGCCUCGCUGGUGUCCAUCAACGCGGCCAACGGGCAGCUGUUCGCGCUCAGGUCCCUGGACUUCGAGGCGCUGCGCGCGUUCGAGUUCCGCGUGGGCGCGGCCGACCGCGGCUCGCCGGCGCUCAGCAGCCAGGCGCUGGUGCGCGUGCUGGUGGUGGACGACAACGACAACUCGCCCUUCGUGCUGUACCCGCCGCAGAACGGCUCGGCGCCCUGCACCGAGCUGGUGCCCAGGGCGGCCGAGGCGGGCUACCUGGUGACCAAGGUGGUGGCGGUGGACGGCGACUCGGGCCAGAACGCCUGGCUGUCGUACCAGCUGCUCAGGGCCACGGAGCCCGGGCUGUUCGGCGUGUGGGCGCACAACGGCGAGGUGCGCACGGCCAGGCCGCUGAGCGAGCGCGACGCCGUCCAGCACAGGCUGCUGGUGCUGGUCAAGGACAACGGCGAGCCGCCGCUGUCGGCCAGCGUCACGCUGCACGUGCUGCUGGUGGACGGCUUCUCGCAGCCCUACCUGCCGCUCCCGGACGCGGCGGCGGCCGAGGCCCGGGCCGACCCGCUCACCGUCUACCUGGUGGUGGCCUUGGCGUCGGUGUCGUCGCUCUUCCUGUUGUCGGUGCUGGGCUUCGUGGCGGUGCGGCUGGGCAGGAGGAGCCGGGCGGCGUCGGGGGGCGGCUGCUCGGUGCCCGAGGGCCCCUUUGCGGGCCACCUGGUGGACGUCAGCGGCGCGGGGACGCUGUCGCACAGCUACCAGUACGAGGUGUGCAGGGGAGAAUCUGGGACCAGGGAAUUUAAGUUUUUGUCUGUUGUCUCUACCCAACAGAGGUCUGUGAAUGGUGUGGAGGAAAGCUCAAAUUUUGUAAAUAGUUUUGGAUUCAAUUAGGAACUUGGGUGAGGGAAUUUGGGUUCUUUCUAAAUAUGAUAGGUCUCCAUUACUGUUUUUGGUCCGUAUAGAAUUUCUUGGAUGAUUUGCUGAUUCCAUAUUCAUAUUAAGGGGAUUAGAAAUAUUCUUUGAGUAUAUACUCAUAUUUACUCUUUUUAUCAUUUCUAUUUUGAUGGAGACAAAGAAUUUUCAACUUCAUUGCAUUACUUAAAAGUCAUGAACAUGUGUUGAAUUUAUCAACUUUUCAUUAUCAAGCACUGCUGAUUUGAAGAUGACUCCAGCCCCAUCCUCUAUUUGAUUGUUAUACGGAAACUCUAAAUUUUUGAUGUUGUGGUUACUUAGAAAGCAUCAUGAUAUUAAUAUAAUGAAGUAUUAGUAUAGCUUCUGUUUAAUCUGAUAUUAAGCCUACCUGUUUUAAAUCUUUAAAUGGUGAAAUGUCUGCAAAAAAUGCAUGUUUUUGUUUCACAGUAGUAUUAAAUAGGAAGGCUACAAUUUCUCCCAUACUUAAGGGCUUUUCCUCUAUAUCAACCUUCAGCAUAUCAUAUAUAUGAGUAUUAUCAAAAGAUUAUUAGAUUAUUUCAAGAUAUUUAAAUGCUAGAUCCCUUGUGGUGUCUGUCUAGCCCACUCCAUCAUUUCCAGGAAACUUCUCUCUUCAGUAGAAGUAUAUGGUUGCAGCCAUGUUUAUUUUAUUUCACCCAUUUCCCUCUGUGUCUUCAGACAAUCAGACAAGGUGGUAUUGCUAAUCCAAGCUGAGUAAAUCUCUUUUGUUUAAAAAAUGGCUUUAGAAAUCAGACCUAAAAUAGUUUCUAUUAGGAACUUAACAAGAAAGUGAUAUCAUGUUGGCUAAAUACAUGGAAACAAAAACAGAAAGUCAAUGCACUUAGAGACAAGAAGAAAGGAGAUGCCUAAAAAGUAACAUUAUAGAUUUUCCAGUACCUUCCAAGUUGGCUUUCUCUCUUAGCUUUUUGGAAACACGUAUGUGCGCUUUUAAGAAAUCUCCCUUUAAUUAUGAUAGCUAAGUGGAUUCUUCCCUUGUCAAAAGCAUGUUUAGAUUCUUGCAUGGAUUGAACUUUACUCUUCAUUGGAGAUUUUUAAAUUGGCGUUUUAAUAUUAAUAUAAUAAUAUUUGGGAUCAAAAGUUUGUGGAAUAUUAGUAGUCUGUAAGGGACAAGUACAAGCUUUGGUUAAAAUAUAUGAUUUUGAGAAGAACUGAUGGCUAUUUCAAAAUUUUACAGGUUUUUGAGUGUCUUAUGGAAAUUCUUUGAAAAUUCUCCUAUGUAAGAAAGUUUUGAAUAUUAUUACUGUCAUAAUAGCAUUAGUGUGAAAUAACACUGACAAUGCAAAAUGUGUUCUAAAA
Leptonychotes weddellii (Weddell seal) is the source of this 3860-nucleotide messenger RNA. RefSeq names its product protocadherin beta-15-like. NCBI's taxonomy places the organism in Eukaryota, Metazoa, Chordata, Mammalia, Carnivora, Phocidae. Gene Ontology annotation, molecular function: calcium ion binding. Gene Ontology annotation, cellular component: plasma membrane. The record is from RefSeq and is a predicted model, not a curated record. Gene Ontology annotation, biological process: homophilic cell-cell adhesion.